This is a messenger RNA of Arvicanthis niloticus (Nile rat), 1418 nucleotides long. It is a transcript of the gene Borcs7, whose product is annotated as BLOC-1 related complex subunit 7. Lineage: Eukaryota; Metazoa; Chordata; Mammalia; Rodentia; Muridae. Gene Ontology annotation, cellular component: BORC complex. The record is from RefSeq and is a predicted model, not a curated record.
UUGCUAGUUGAGAUGAUGGCGACUGGGACGCCGGAUUCGCAAGCCCGAUUUGGUCAGUCGGUGAAGGGGCUUCUCACGGAGAAGGUGAACACCUGCGGCACCGACGUAAUCGCGCUCACCAAGCAGGUGCUGAAAGGCUCCCGGAGCUCCGAGCUGCUGGGGCAGGCAGCUCGAAAUAUGGUACUACAGGAAGAUGCCAUCUUGCACUCAGAAGAUAGUUUAAGGAAGAUGGCAAUAAUAACAACACACCUUCAGUACCAGCAAGAAGCUAUUCAAAAGAAUGUUGAACAGUCGCCUGACCUGCAGGACCAGCUGAGUCAUUUACUGAAGUAGCAUGUCGUAACAGUAGUUGACUUCUUUGCCCGAAUGUGUUCUACACAACCAUCAGGCCGUGGCCUUGGUUUUUAUUUUCAUCUCCAAAAAAAUCUAGAAAGGAAAAGAAGAAGCCAAGUGACUGAACAUGGAAGCAGUUCUUAAAUCGAAUUCAUUCAUCUUCAAGUUGUUUUAUAGGUUGAAUCAUUAGCACUAAAAAAAAGAGAAAGAUACCUAAGCUUGUUAAAAGCUGUAUUGUCUGUGAUGCUAUAUACAUUGAUAUACGCCCCCCCCCCCAUGUCCCUGUGUAGCCUGCUGGCUUUGAACUCAUAAUCCCCCUGCCAUAGCCUCUCAAGUACUGGGAUUCCAAAUCACUGCACCUGGCCACUGAGUACCACGAGUUCUCUGAUACUUGGGAGACUGAGGCAGGAGGAUUACUUGAGCCCAGAAAGUUGAGACCAUCCAGAGCAACACAGAAAGAACCUAUCUCCAGGAAGAAGAAGGGACGGAGGGCGGGGCAUCUAUUGUGAUCACGUGAGAAUGCUUUUUGUUUUAAAAGAUGUUUAUCAUUCAUUCAAGAGUCUUCAUUUAAUGGACACAGGACACGGAUGAUGGCUGUUGUCGUCUUUCUCACUAUAAAUUCUUAUGUGAAAAUCAGGCCAGUGGUAUCCUCCCUGGCCAGCUGCAGCUCUGCCUUGACCUUUGUUUCUGGCUCCUUUCUCUCUGUGAGUCUUGCUUAAGUGACCUUGGCUUGUUUUGUAAUCAUUUAUAGCCAUUCCUUUCCCUUCGAAUCUGGCAGUAAAGUCACACAAGUGGACCUGCUGAUAAUUAAGUCACGUGACAACAUGAACUACAUAGACCCAAUCUCAAACAAAACAAAAGGCUAAAGAGAUAGAAAACCAGUAAGUGGUUGUCACAUGUUAGCUUGUAAAGUGUCAUAUCAAGCAUUCAAGUACAAAUGAAGAAAUGCAUCAUUGACUGUGACAUAUAUAAAAUGAGUUAGAUUUGAGAAGAGUUCUCUCUCAGCUCAGUGCCUAAAAUGUGAUCAAUGUAAAAAUGUGUCUCCUUUUAAAGAUAUGGCAUUAAAAAAUUAGUAUUUGAAAGAA